Diospyros lotus (date-plum) is the source of this 1865-nucleotide messenger RNA. Its product is annotated as beta-fructofuranosidase, insoluble isoenzyme CWINV1-like. Gene Ontology annotation, molecular function: hydrolase activity, hydrolyzing O-glycosyl compounds. Lineage: Eukaryota; Viridiplantae; Streptophyta; Magnoliopsida; Ericales; Ebenaceae. The transcript has 7 exons. Gene Ontology annotation, biological process: carbohydrate metabolic process. The coding region runs from base 8 to 1708 and encodes 566 amino acids. The record is from RefSeq and is a predicted model, not a curated record.
GAUUAUCAUGGCCAGGCACAGUCCUUCCAGUUUGCUAACAUGGUUGCUUUUUUUACUCCACGGCCAAUUUCCACCUGCAAACCAGCCUUACAGAACUUCCUAUCACUUCCAGCCUCUCCAAAACUGGAUGAAUGAUCCUAAUGGGCCUAUGAUUUACAAGGGAAUUUACCAUUUGUUCUACCAGUACAACCCCUAUGGUGCAGUUUGGAGUGCCAACAUAGUGUGGGCACAUUCAACAUCCACUGAUCUCAUCAACUGGAUUCCCCACAGCCAUGCCAUCUACCCGAGCCAACCAUCUGAUAUCAAUGGGUGCUGGUCAGGUUCUGCCACAAUACUCCCAGGUGGGGAACCGCUGAUCCUCUACACUGGCAUAAACCAAAAAAACCAGGAGGUCCAGAAUCUGGCAAUGCCCAAAAACCUCUCUGAUCCAUAUCUCGUAGAAUGGACCAAGUCGGCAAAGAAUCCAUUAAUGGCACCCGAUAACACGGACAAUAUCAAUGCGAGCUCAUUCAGGGACCCUACCACAGCUUGGCUAGGCCCUGAUGGGAAAUGGAGAGUGAUCAUUGGAAGCGAAAUAGGGAGCAGCGGAAUGGCAGUCCUAUACUGGAGCAAGGAUUUCAUUCAGUGGACUAAAGCUCAGCACUCUCUGCAUUCAGCAGAGGACACUGGAAUGUGGGAGUGUCCAGAUUUCUACCCGGUUUCUGGUACUGGAGCAGAUGGUCUAGACACAUCGACAAUUGGCCCUGGGGUUAAACAUGUCCUCAAGGUUAGCUUGUUUGACACCAAACAUGAUCACUACAUUGUUGGAACAUAUGAUAUUGUAAAGGAUGUCUUUAUCCCAGAUAAGGGAUCUGAGGAGUACAAAUCCUGGUUGAGAUAUGAUUAUGGGAAGUAUUAUGCAUCAAAGACCUUUUUCGAUGGUGCCAAGAACAGGAGGGUAUUGUGGGCAUGGAUCAAUGAGUCAACUGAUGCGACCAUUGAUGUCAAGAAAGGAUGGUCUGGCAUUCAGGGGAUUCCUAGGCAAAUUUGGCUGGACAGAUCUGGAAAACAGCUAGUGCAAUGGCCAGUUGAAGAGAUUGAAAAGCUAAGGAUGAAUCAAGUUGACUUGCCUGGCAGGCUGCUCAAGGGAGGUUCAAUGGUUGAAGUUUCCGGGGUCACGGCUGCACAGGCAGAUGUAGAAAUUGAAUUCGAGAUACCAGAGCUUGAGAAAGCAGAUUUUUUGGAUCCAAACUGGAGUGACCCACAAGCCAUUUGUAGACAAAAGGGUGCACCAGUGAGAGGUGGGUUUGGACCAUUUGGGCUGCUGGUUUUGGCUUCCAAGGACCUGCAAGAGCACACAUCAGUCUUCUUUAGAGUCUUCCGACACCACGAUAAAAACAAAUUUGCAGUGCUCAUGUGUAGUGACCAAAGCAGGUCAUCAUUGCUAUUGGAUUAUGACAAGACCACGUUCGGUGCUUUUGUGGACGUUGACCCCACUCGUGAGAAGUUGUCACUGAGGAGCUUGAUAGAUCAUUCCAUAGUGGAGAGCUUCGGGGCAGGGGGGAAGGCUUGCAUCAGUGCCAGGGUCUACCCUAGUUUGGCCGUUGAUGGCAACGCUCAUCUCUAUGCCUUCAACAAUGGAACUCAAAGUGUGAGAGUGUCAAAGCUGAGGGCGUGGAGCAUGAAGAAAGCUCAGAUCAAUUAUGCCAAUGAAAGAGCCAAUUACUAAACAGAUGAAAUCUGAGCUUAUAGCACUGGCAUUCAUAGCUUGUAUUUUGGUGGAAUUUCAGCAUGUUACCCGCUAUAAUUUUGGAUGAUUGAUUGAUUUGGGAUGAUUCACUAAUAGCUGAUUGUUAAGACCUAAUUGAUUUGGGGUGAUUGAUUGA